Molecule: messenger RNA, 1217 nt
Organism: Helianthus annuus (common sunflower)
Lineage: Eukaryota; Viridiplantae; Streptophyta; Magnoliopsida; Asterales; Asteraceae
Product: anamorsin homolog
Exons: 9
Coding region: 204-995 (263 amino acids)
Biological process (GO): iron-sulfur cluster assembly
Cellular component (GO): cytoplasm
Molecular function (GO): iron-sulfur cluster binding
Source: RefSeq, a predicted model, not a curated record
CGCUUUAAAGUCAAAUGUUAAAUACUAUUUUGCGUGUUUUCCACUAUUAGCGUACAUUUUCUGAACGGUUCUUAUUUUCCGACCAAAAUCUCCGAUCUCCGGCCAUCAUCGCCGCCGUAAAUAUCUAAUUUCCGUUAGCAUAUCAUAUGCUUGCAAUAACUAAGGGGUUGUUUGGCAACUUCUGAAUAUGAGACAAACAAGGUAUGGAGGGUAGUGUUAUAGCACUAACAGAGAAUGUGGCGAUGCCACUUCGUGAAGUACGAAGUGCUGUAAGAAUGGUGAAAAAGGAAGCAGUUGAAGAUAUCAACCCUCUUAUCAUCACUCAAGCAUCAUUACUAAGUUCUUUGCCAAUGGGCUCGUCAUCUGUGGAUUUAAUCAUAUCCAUGGGUAGAUCACAAGAUUUCCCGGGUGACAAGUUGUUUAAGGAAUUUUCACGGGUGUUGAAGCCUGGUGGAGAACUGUUUGUUCAUCAAACAACCAAUGCUGCCAAAGAUAAUGCAUCGUCCUCCCUUGAACGCGAGCUAUUAGUUGCAGGUUUUUCAGAUAUUGAGGUGGUUCGGAUGGAAGGUGUGCAGUCUUUUGGGGUUAAGGGAAAGAAACCUUCUUGGAAAAUCGGUUCAUCGUUUUCUCUUAAGAAACCUGUGAAAACCCUACCAAAAAUCCAGGUUGUCGAUGAAAUGGAUCUUAUUGACGAAGAUAGUCUUUUAUCCGAAGAGGAUUUGAAGAAGCCUGUGGUCCCACCUGUUGGAGAUUGUGAAGUUGGAAGCACAAGGAAAGCAUGCAAGAACUGUGUUUGUGGACGGGCUGAAGAAGAAGCGAAAGUACAAAAGUUGGGAGUUACCAUGGACCAGCUUGAAAACCCGCAGUCAGCCUGUGGCAGUUGUGGAUUAGGUGAUGCAUUUAGAUGCAGUACAUGCCCUUACAAGGGUCUUCCUCCUUUCAAGCUGGGCCAGAAGGUGACAUUAUCCGAAAAUUUUCUUGCUGCCGACCUUUAAGGACCAAAAGAAAGAAGACAUACUCAAGAUCACAUGUGAGUUUUAGUGACUGUUUUUGCGUUGUAAGAAACAAACCUCCCGUCAUCGAGUAAAGUCAGUAACCUCGCCUUUUAGUUUUACAUGGUCUUGAUCAAAACUUUGUAUGGAAUAUACGUGGAAGCAAAUAAAGUAACAAAGUAACUCGUUACGCUUAGUUUAUGAUCUAUACACACAUCUUUCUCA